CUUUCUGAAUCCUCCUCAGUGCUGGCGCUGGGCUCACGCGUUGCAGACCACGCUGUCCCAGACCGCCUCUGUGACGCGUGGUUCUGUCCAUCUCCGGCGGUGGAAGCAGAUUCCGCAAGGCGGAGCGAGGUCUGUCGAGUAGGAAGAGGGGGACUUGCAUCAAGAUUGAGGGUGGAAGAGCCACAGGGGUUUUUCUCCACUGGUGACGGCUGCGUCGGUGACACGGUCGCAGAAAGGUGCCUGGUCGAAUCUAAGGAGCCCGUGUCCCAUGUUCAGCUUGCUCGUGGCCUGUGGUUCUGCGCUUUCCCUUUAGAUGGGAACGAACUUUGCGUGUGGAGCACCAAGGACCCUUCUUACCAGCCUCUAAUCCUAAGAGGACACCGUCAGCCGAUCACUGCUGUGACAUUUGGAAAUACAGUGAGUCCACUUCUCAUCUGUUCCGCAUCACAGGAUUAUGUUAUGUUGUGGAGUCUGGAUGAGUGCAGACAGAAAGUGCUUCUAGGGUUGACUCCUCGAGGGCUCGUCCUGGGCACCCUUCUGGGGAAGGCGCUGUAUUUGAGGCUGAGCCCGGACGACCGAGCAGCUGCGGUGUGUGCCGGGAAUAAAAUCUUUAUGCUGGAUACUGAGAGCCGGUCUACACUAGCUGUGCUGGAGGGUCACCGGGGCCCCGUGACUGCAGCUGAGUUCUGUCCGUGGCAAACACAUAUCAUCAUUUCAGUGUCUGAAGACAGAAGCUUUAAGGUCUGGGACCAUCACGCGGGAUCACCACUGUACGGCUCAGCAGUGCUAACAGCCUCCCCGCUCCUGAGUCUCCUCGUGGAUGAAAAGAGCAAGCAGUUGGUGGCGGGAUGUGCAGACGGGCAGCUUUGGGUCUUCAGUUUGGUUGAAAGACACCAUUAUCGCUGUGUGACCCGAGGUGACCUAAAGAAGAAGAGAGAGACUCUCUCCAGGAGCGUCGAGUCCAGGUUGUGCAGCCUGCCAGAGGAGAAUCGGCGUCCCCGUGCACACGGCCUGGAGAAAGGAGAGGACAUGGAAGGAAGCCUGCCUGUCCUGUCCCUGGCUCCCUGUGACCUUUCGCUCCUGCUCAGUUCUGAGUGUGGAUGCCUGCCUUCCGAGAGUGCCCCGUGCCUGUGGGUUGGAAGCUCCGCUGGCUUACUCAUACUUAACUUGGCGAACUUCGAAUUGGAAGGCGUUUUACGUUACAAGGAUUUCAGGAGCCUCAGCAUUCAGGUUGCCGGAUCGUGCGCAAUGAUGAGCAAGGCCGGCGAGCAAAAGGCCAUCUGCUUACUGACGUCCAUGUUUGGCGGUCAGAUCGCCGUGUUGGAAAUCCGUCUCACGGCUCUGGUGGGGUCUCGGCAAGGUCUCGGCUCCGGAAGGAGCCUGUCGGUGCUGCCUCGUGGCUGUGUCCUGUCCACGUCUCCGCUGCACUUCAGAAUUGCCGAGGAGCACAGGACCCCACCGGCGCCUCAGCGACGCUCCGCAGUACAGAGCACCGUUCAGGACCAGCCUCUGGUUUUCCACAGCAAAGUGAGGUCAUCUGGGUAUGCGACCGCCCCACACGUCACUGUGUUUUCACCCAAGACCAACACCAGGAAUAACGGCGACAGCCCUUCACGCCGCAGGAGCAGUCACAGGUGUAAGGAGUACCCUCUGGAGAGUUCUCCGCCAACCAGACUCCACAAGCAGCGUGUCCUUGCCCACGGGCCAGCCGCCGCGCUCUGUGUCCAGUUCUCGGGAGAUGGGCGGUGGCUGGCCUGUGGCUUAGCCAACCACUUGUCGCUGGUCUUCCGUGCUGACCUUACUGGGACACCUGCUGUCUUCUCAGGUCACGACGGGGCAGUGAGCACCGUGUGCUGGAGUCGUGACGGCCGGUGGCUGCUGUCCACUUCCCUGGAUGGGACGCCGAGGGUGUGGUCGCUGCGUAGGGCGGGGCUCGUGCUGUGUGUGGGCAGAGACCUGUUCCCGAAGCCCAUCCAGUCCGCCCAGUUUUACUACCUAGACGCUUUUAUAUUGUGUUCUUCUGGCCCUGAACUUCAGCUCCUGAAGUGUCACAUUGACACGAGCAAGGAUGAGAUAAAAAGCGUCGCCUGGCCUGUGCUGUCCACAGACGGAGCAGCCGCUCUCUGUCCCGUUAACCACCUGCUGUGCGGUCCAGCGCGGGUUUUCAGCGGGGAUGCACAGUACAAACAAAACAGCAGGUGCAGGCCCGUUUUCAGGCUCCCCACGGCUGGCCCAACAGAGAUCACCAGCCUGUCUGCCGUGAGCGACUUUUAUUCCUACCUGGUGCUCACCGCGGGCCGGGACAAGACCGUGGAGGUGUUCGACCUCAAUGCGGGCCGCAGUGCAGCCGUGAUAGCGGAAGCCCAUUCACGGCCUGUGCACCAAAUCUGUCAGAAUAAGGGAUCAUCAUUCACGACCCAACAAUAUCAGGUUUAUAACCUUUUUGCCACCACAGCCACUGGCGAUGGGAUAAAGCUGUGGGACUUGAGAACCCUGAGAUGUGAGCGCCGUUUUGAAGGACAUCCGAACCACGGAUACCCAUGUGGAAUUGCUUUUAGCCCUUGUGGACGCUACGUGGCUUCUGGUGCCGAGGACAGACACGCGUACGUGUAUGAACUGGGCUCGAGCACGUUUUCUCACAGACUGGCCGGACACACGGACACCGUCGCUGGCGUGGCCUUCAGCCCGUCAGCCCCCCAGGACCCUCAGCUAAUGAAAGUGACUGAACCACAUUUCGUCUUCAAUUGCGGCUUGCCACCACCACCCUGGACGGCAAACUACUGCUGUUUGUGGCCGAAUAACUCACCGCGGGCCGGUGCGCCGUGGGCGCGAGGGGGACGUGGCCAAGGCUGCUGGAUCCCGAGCCGCUGCCGCCCUGUGCCCCUCAUGCUGGCAAGGUCUCCUGCCCCAUGGGAUGGUCCCCCUUCCUGGAGACGGAGUUGGCCUCCAGCACUCGUGUGCAGAACGUGGUGAGGUUACAACAGAACGUUCUUCAAUAAAAAGUAACCCAGU
This is a messenger RNA of Neofelis nebulosa (Clouded leopard), 3012 nucleotides long. It is a transcript of the gene WDR27, whose product is annotated as WD repeat domain 27. The annotation marks the transcript as partial. The record is from RefSeq and is a predicted model, not a curated record. NCBI's taxonomy places the organism in Eukaryota, Metazoa, Chordata, Mammalia, Carnivora, Felidae. Gene Ontology annotation, molecular function: protein binding. The transcript has 26 exons.